AUGCUGAAUUUGGCGCCAGCAACAAAUCGAGUGAAUCGGACGGAUGAUGAUGCCGGUUUACUGCUAACUGCUGACGCACAUCACAGUGAAGAUGCAUCAAAAGCAGAAUGCGAAAUGAAUGGCGAUCGAAAGAAAUCAAAACGACAAAAAAGGAGGGAAUUGAAAAGAGAAAAGGAGAACGAGGAGGAGGAGGAGGAAGAGGAGAAAUUCGAUUCCAACGGAGAGUACCGUGAUAUUGUAAUCGAAGGCGCACCGGCCUCUUCGUCCAAAAAUGAAAUGCAUGCCGAAAAAGUGGAAAAUGCAGAAGAUGGUGAAGAAGCUGGUGGAAGUAAUACAUGUCUGGAAAUUCCAACACAACAAGACGAUUCUCCAGCGCCCACCAAAGCACGAAGAAGAAAAGAAAAACAGCCAACUACGGCAGCCAACACUGCGGCCGAAGACAGGGGUCCAAAAGUGGGCACAUGUGACCGAUGUGGUGAAGUAUUCGAAUCUCGGACAAAACUGUUCACUCAUUUAAAAGAAUCAGGACAUGCAACACUGAAAGUACCAGCAGCUGGAGCAAAACUCAAACCGAAUAAAAGAAAGAAUAAAUAA
Gongylonema pulchrum is the source of this 594-nucleotide messenger RNA. The record is from the annotation of a GenBank genome assembly. NCBI's taxonomy places the organism in Eukaryota, Metazoa, Nematoda, Chromadorea, Rhabditida, Gongylonematidae.